This is a messenger RNA of Callithrix jacchus (white-tufted-ear marmoset), 4056 nucleotides long. It is a transcript of the gene TMED5, whose product is annotated as transmembrane p24 trafficking protein 5. Lineage: Eukaryota; Metazoa; Chordata; Mammalia; Primates; Cebidae. The record is from RefSeq and is a predicted model, not a curated record.
AUGGGCGACAGGAUCUGGCUGUCCUUCCCCGUGCUCCUUCUGGCCGCUCUGCCUCCGGAGCUGCUGCCUGUGGCGACUGGUUUCACACCUUCCCUCGACAGCGACUUCACCUUUACCCUUCCCGCCGGCCAGAAAGAGUGUUUCUACCAGCCCAUGCCCCUGAAGGCCUCGCUGGAGAUCGAGUACCAAGUUUUAGAUGGAGCAGGAUUAGAUGUUGAUUUCUAUCUUGCCUCUCCAGAAGGCAAAACUUUAGUUUUUGAACAAAGAAAAUCAGAUGGCGUUCACACUGUAGAGACUGAAGUUGGUGAUUACAUGUUCUGCUUUGACAAUACAUUCAGCACCAUUUCUGAGAAGGUGAUUUUCUUUGAAUUAAUUCUGGAUAAUAUGGGAGAACAAGUACAAGAACAAGAAGAUUGGAAGAAAUAUAUUACUGGCACAGAUAUGUUGGAUAUGAAACUGGAAGAUAUCCUGGAAUCCAUCAACAGCAUCAAGUCCAGACUCAGCAAAAGUGGUCACAUACAAACUCUGCUUAGAGCAUUUGAAGCUCGUGAUCGAAACAUACAAGAAAGCAACUUUGAUAGAGUCAAUUUCUGGUCUGUUGUUAAUUUAGUGGUCAUGGUGGUGGUGUCAGCCAUUCAAGUUUAUAUGCUGAAGAGUCUAUUUGAAGAUAAGAGGAAAAGUAGAACUUAAAAGUCCAAACUAGAAUACUUAACAUUGAAAAAUGAGGCAGAAAAAUGCAAAACUGUUACAGUCAAGAUCAUUAAUGGUCUUCUCCAAAAUAUUUUGAGAUAUCCUAAGUGUGAAACAGGUAUAAUUUUAAUGUGAAAGUUAAGACUUCACUUUCUGUGCAAGUAAUCCUGUUGAUCCAGUUUACUUCAGUGUAUAACAGGAACAUUUGGCAGAAUAUAAAGCCAUAUUAAUAACUGCAUUUUCCUAACGUUGAAAAAUUUUGCAAAUGUCUUAGGUGAUUUAAAUAAAUGAGUAUUGGGCCCAAUUGCAACACCAGUCUGUUUUUAACAGGUUCUCUUACCCAGAACUUUUUUUAUAAAAGUGGCAGUUACAAAUUAACUGUGGCAAUUUUAAGUUACAAAUCAUCUGAGAAUUACCUAAUUAUGGACUGAAUAAAUCUUUAGACUACAAAAGCCCAACUUUUCUCUAUUUACAUAUGUAUCUCUCCUAUAAUGUAAAUAGAAUGGCUUUGAAAUACAAUUAGGUUUUUGUUAUUUUUAUAACCAAAUAUAUUUCAAUGUAACAUCAGCAGAAAGUAUUAGUCUUUGUACUUAGCUUACAUGUCAAAAGCUGACAUUUUGACGAGUCUUAAAAAUGCAAGUGCAGGGUCGGGGGCGGUGGCUCACGCCUGUAAUCCCAGCACUUUGGGAGGCCGAGGCGGGUGAAUCACGAGGUCAAGAGAUUGAGACCAUCCUGGUGAACAUGGUGAAACCCCAUCUCUACUAAAAAUACAAAAAAUUAGCUGGGCAUGGUGGCACGUGCCUGUAAUCCCAGCUACUCGGGAGGCUGAGGCAGGAGAAUUGCUUGAACCCAGAAGGCGGAGGUUGCGGUGAGCCGAGAUCGCGCCAUUGCACUCCGGCCUGGGUAACAAGAGCGAAACUCCGUCUCAAAAAAAAAAAAAAAAAAAAAAAAAUGCAAGUGCAAAGUUACACUUACUAAAAUUAGGAUAUGUUUUCUCUUUGAGAUGAAGGAUAUAGUUUAAAAGCUUCCUCCUCCAUAGGGACACAUUCCAUCUAACCCUUAACAUAGGAUUUUAAAAUUAAAUGUGAGGUAAAAAAAAAAAAAUUAUUUUUAAUAUUAUCUGUCAACAGUUAAUUAUGUUAAUUUUAACAUGAUUGCUGACUUGGAUAAUACAGUAUUACCAGCAGUCGUGAAGGAAAUAUUGCUAAAAUGAUCUGGACCUACCAUAAAUAAAUAUCUCCUUUUCUGAGUUCUAAGAAUUAUCAGAGGGCUGGGCAAGGUGGCUCACACCUGUAAUCCCAGCACUUUGGGAGGCCGAGAGAAGUAGAUCAUGAGGUCAGGAGUUCAAGACCAGCCUGACCAACAUGGUGAAACCCCGUCUCUAUUAAAAAUAUAAAAAUUAGCUGGGCGUGGUGGCACAUGCUUGUAAUCUCAGCUACUCAGGAGGCUGAGGCAGGGAACACUUGAAUCUGGAAGUCAGAGGUUGCAGUGAGCCAAGAUCGUGCCACUGCACUCCAGCUUGGGCGACAGCGUGAGGCUCCAUCUCAGAAAAAAAAAAAAUCAUUAGAAACAAGAAAGAAUUUAGAUAAACUUGAGAAUACCUAAUCCAAAAUAAAAUUCACUUAAGUAGAACUAUAAAUAAAUAUUUAGAAUCUGAUUGGCUCAUCAUGACAUCCUAAUUAUAAUAUAAAUAAAAGGAGAUUAAUUUCCAGUUAACUGGAAGAAACUAUUUGGCUGUGGGUUUUAUAUUCUACAAGAAUUCCGGUUUGAAUUGUUUUUUGUAAGUAUUCAGGUACAUUUUGUGAAAUGUAAUCCCUACUGUAAGGUUUAGCACUGGGUGUAUAUAUUGUUAACAAUUUUUAUUAUAACUUUUAUACAGUGGCCUUUCUGAUCACUUUAUUUAUUGACAUUGAAGUAAUAAUUGGAAACAUAGACUCCCAAGUUUUAAAUACCUAAAUGUGAAUAAUUCAUAUAUACAACAAAGUCUCUGCCAUCUAGCUUAUUGAAGUCUAUGGGGUCUUAAGUACUAGUAAUUUAACUUCACCAUGAAUGAACUAUAAUUUUUAAGCUAUGCCCAUUUAUAACAUUGUUUAUGACUAUAUUGUGAGUUAGAAACAAUCAACUUAAAAUUUGGGGUAUAGAACCCCUCAACAGGUCAGGAAUUUUUGAUAAGCAAUAAUGAUAACCAGAUAGAGUGAUUUUAUUUAUACACAAAGUAAUUCAAAAGGAGAUAGAUUUCCUUCCUUCUUAGGCUGCUGGGAGAAGAGCACCAUAGAUUUCCCUGCUCAGAAGCUUUUGAAAAAUUAGGUAAGUGCCAUAUACGAUCAAUUACCUUAAUUGGCCAAGAAAAUGCUUCAAGUGUCUAGGGGUAGCCUUUGCAACACUUGCAGAACAAGGGUCAAUAAGAUCCUUGCCUAUGAAUAGCCCUCCCUUGCCCUUUCUGUUAAAUUUGUAAUGAGUAGGAAAUUUACAGUACCAUAACUAAUAAAGCAGGUACACAUAUAAACUACUGCAUCUCUUCUAUAAAACUGUGACUAAGAAUUCUACCUCUUAUGUACAGCUGUUACUGUACUAUACUCUCUGACUCCUAACGAAUUUGUUACAUAAUCUUCUACAUAUAUGACUUGUGCCACUGAUCUUAAACCUAUGAUUCAGUAACUCCUUACCAUACAAAAAUAAUAAUAGCUUCAUUUGGAAGAGAAUUUAGAAGUAUGAAGGAUUAUUUUUAUACACAAAGUAUAAAGACUGAGAUAUUUAGGAGGCAUAACCAGAAAAGCAAAAUUUGUAAACAGAGUAAAAAUCUGUAAUAUUCCUAAAGACAUAUCAUUUAUCUGCUUCAUAUGGUUUUUUUAAAUAUCACUAUUCUGUUUCUAAAUUAAAGUUAUGCUAAAUUGAGUAAGCUGCUUAUCACUUAUCGGCUCAUUUUAUCUUUGGUUUUUAAUAUAUAAAUUUUUUAAAUAUUACAAUAUUUAAGGCCCAACCAGUUUCCAUAGUGUAGCAGUUACCAUAUUCGCCUCACACUAAGGCCUAGAGCUUGCUCUGAUUUGCAUUUGGAUGAUGAAUGUUGUGCUGUUCUUUCAUGUGAAUGUCAAGACAUGAAGGUGUUUGUAAUGUUAUGGUAAAAUGAAUCCUUCUUAAACAUAAUGUCUUAACUGAGCAUUUAUAAUUUCAUAUCUCAUCAAAUGAAAAUUCUUUAUCUGAAAUUUUAAAAGAAAUUGAUUCAGCAUUUAAGGAUUUUUGGUCUAAAGUAUAAUAAUGCACAGUGUUGUUCAAACUGCUUUAUACUUGUGAACAGCCAUCCUAAAUAAGCAAUGUAUUGUGAGUACUGAGCUGAAUAUGUAUAAUAAAAAUUAUCGAAGAAAAUUA